Molecule: messenger RNA, 4039 nt
Organism: Exserohilum turcica Et28A
Lineage: Eukaryota; Fungi; Ascomycota; Dothideomycetes; Pleosporales; Pleosporaceae
Exons: 1
Coding region: 1-3561 (1186 amino acids)
Source: RefSeq, a predicted model, not a curated record
AUGGCGCCCACGGGCUCGAGCAUGUUCUCCAAGCUCCGCCACGGCCACGCGAAGCGCAAUGCCUCGACGCUCGCCUCUCCAGAGCCCGUCCCAAGCCCCACUCCUUACCCACUCCCCUCGCCAGCGUCGCAUAGCACAGAGUACUUGUCGUCGCCGCGCCUCCAUGAUAAUGUCAGCUUCACUUCUGGCUCGCCCAUCUCGCCCUAUCCCCCCAAGCUGCCGCCCAUUGCCCGCGUCGCCUCCAAGCUCGACAGGUUGGCCCCGCCGAGCUCCUCGUCGCAUCCGCACAUGCCUGAGCCCCAGAGACAUGACGAAAAGCCGCUCUCUGCGCGCUCCAACAGAGGAAGCAUGCCUCCGCCGUCCGAGACCCCCUCGCAUUCAUCCACUCACCUGGGCUCCUCUGUCAUUUCUCCCACCUACUCGCUAUACUCAAAGUCGCAACCUUCGCUGCUGAGCGGCAUCAGCGACAAGCUGACUGGUCACUCCAAAGGAACAUCAACUCCCACGGCCCCGCCCCAAAAGUCAAAGUCCCGCCUCACCCUGCGGAAUCCAAUGUCGCUCCUCAUGCGGCGCAAGUCUGCCCAGACACUGGACCCCCUUUCAGACGAAUCGCUCGUCACCCAGCGCUCGCCCUCCAACCUGCCACCCAUGCCAGAUAACUACGACCCCAGCAUCCGCGGGAAAAUCGUGCACGACUUCAAUGCGCCGAGGCUAAACAGAGGCUACUCGUACAAUACAUCGUCUGAAGGAGGCGAGGUCCAGCCUGAAGUGGCUCGUGCCAGUCCGCCCAAGAUAGAGAAAGAGCACACGCCCGUGUUCCGUGAGCAUUUUGAUGAUGAUAUAAGCUACGAGCAGUCACAGGCCGCAAUACGAGCAGAACAGCUAGCAAACAAGGACUUCUUAGCAAGAAACUCGGUACAGUUUCCUCCGGACCAGUCAUCUUUGGUUCCGCUGCCUCCUAGAAAGUCGCCGCUCCCACCGCCGCCGCCGAAAUCAUCGCCGCCGCCUCGGCCAUUCCAGGCAGUUGAUGGCGGGAAUUCAAUCCUGUCGCCAGUACAAGAGUCGGAUGAUCCACUGGAUGUUUCUACCGACGUCACGCCGCGGAAGAAGAAAUCAACAAAAGCAACGCCUCCGCCUGCACGGUCUCGAGCCACUUCCGUCACCGACCCCUCUUUCCAGCCAGCCGGACUGCCUGCGCAUUUCAGCAGCAGGGCGUCAAGGUUCAGUUUUCAAAUUUCGGGAGGCACUGAUUCUGCGCAGGAAAAGCUGCUGGAGGAGCGACACAAGGCAAAAGAGGCGGAGAAGAAGCAGGCGCGCAUGUCUACUCACUCCAUCGACGAUGGAUACGACGAGUACGGCAUGGAUGACUACGACGACAUGGAUGGCGGCUUUGACGAAGAAAUCCCAAUGCUUGGUGAAGAGGACGAAUAUACCGGUGGCCUGGGCAACCAGACGCUCGACUCUGGCAUAAACAAUCUCGACUUUUCGUCUUUGUCGUUACAGCAAGGCAUGCACAACCCAAUGAAUUAUGCGCUUGGUCAGAUGCAGAUACCUGUCGACAUGAAUGGUAACCCGAUUGCAUUCGCCCUGCCAGGGCAAAUGUUCCAGCAGUACCCGAUACCAGGUAUUGGUAAUCCGAUUAAUCAGCAGAAUGAAACAGAUGCCAAGACACACGGACUGGGCUUGAAUCAUGCUCAAGGAGAGGUUAACGGCUCUGCGCCCGUCAAGCCUGCCGACGCACCCGCCGAGGCCGCCCCUGCUACCAACAAGCCGGUACCGAGUAAUGUUGACCUUGACGACGACUUGUACUUUGACGACGGCCUCAUUGGCGACCAAGAAGAUGUGGAACCAACCGAAUUCGACGAAAGUGUCUUUGAUGACCCCGACGGGCCACUCUUUGAGAGAAAAGUCAAAUUUCCCGCAGACGGACAGCCUCGCCCGUACGAUGUCUCCAACUCCGAGACUGGCUACGACGCGGACGAUGAUACGGUUUCCAGACAUCUCAUCAAGUCUCAGCCUUCUCUUGCGCACAAGACUUCUAUCGCGCAGCAAAUGCCCGUGCCCAGCUUUGAGAAUCUCAGCGCCUACCAUAGUGCACUCGCAGAUGCCGCAAUCCGCGCCGAGGCUGCUGGCCGGUUUGACAGAAAGGCGAGCGUCGACGCGGGUCAGCCUCCGUCUGACACUGACGAUCCCUCUUCUGUUAGUCAAUCAAGGCCCAGCUUGGUGCCUGAUGACGGCCGCUUCAGCAUGGACACGAUCAGCUUCCCGCAGGACGACGAUAUAUACGGCAUGAGCUCCAGCUUUGUAGACGACUAUGACUACAGCGACUUUGACUCGGCCCUCGAAGACGAUCCCAUUAUCGCUGCAGCAAACGCUGAGGCGCUGGCAUAUGACGACGAAGGCUUCUAUGGCCAAGAGUUUGGUUUUUAUGCAUCUGCCGUUGGCGAAUCUCCGAGUGCUUGGGGUGGCUUCUUUGGCCCAUCCGGGCUUGGUCGAACCGUCAGUGGACGCAACGCUGUCAGGGAACCCAACUUGACGCCCAUUACGGAGCGAAGCGAAUACAGCACGCGCAACUCAUUCAUCAGUCUGAACCAGUUCCGGGAUGGUCAGCCAUCCAUCACCAGUCCUGCGCUAGCACAGCUCGCCCGUAUGAGUCCGUAUGGCUUCCCUGGAGAAGAUGAAGACAUGAGUAUGGAUACGUUGAUGAGGCUGCGCAAGGGAGCUUUCGGUGGUAGCGGUGCUAGUCUACCGGGCAGCACGGCUAACAGUCCGCGCACCUCGUCGCCUCUGGGCAUGCAAUUCGUUCCUCGUUCCUCGAGCCCUGUAGGCAACCGCAUGAAGGAGCACUCGUCCAGCCCUGUGGAGAGCCCAUCUUUUCCCACGACUACCAUACCAGAGUAUCCGGAUAAUCACUACGGCGACGAGGAGGAAGGCGACUCAGGACUCAUGGAUGCUGUUAAUGGCGGGUACGAGUCUGAUCGCUUCAGUGAAGACAAUGUCGACUUUGGCGAACGCGUGGAGAACCCCACAACAAGCAAUGAUCACCACAGCCUCCCGAGUCCAACUGGGCAUGGCAUUGCCAAUGAAGCGCCACUCCUGCCACCAAUGUCGGAACUUUUCUUGAGCUAUGCCAUGUCACCAGGUGGUUUGUCUGUUCCAUCACCCUCUAACGUGUCGCUCCCUAUGUCGCCCUUUCCAAUGCCGUUGCCGUCGCCAUUUCUAAGUCAGAACCACAACCGCCCGCCUGCUCCACCAUCCAUUGAUACUUCUCUUUCCUCGCCAACUGCACCGAGCAACUCCACACCUGGCGUAGGGCGGAGACAAAGCGUGGUCCUUAGUCCCGUCUCGACCUCGUCUCCAAUCACUCCGAGUGGCAGUGGCAGCGCCGGCGGAUGGAAUCGUGCACACAGCAGAAAAGGCAGUGCAGCGGACAGCGUGACAUAUGUUCGUGAACACGAUGAAGCUGGCGAAGGAAGAUGGGUUCUGGAACGCAGACGCACUGCUGAAAGCGGUGAAUUGGAACUAGUCGGCAGGCAGAUUGUCGAAGGCGGACGCAUCUAACAUUCUUAUCGGCGAAGCAUUAUUACCGGCUCUCCUUUCCAGGAAGAAGGAGAAAGAGUCGAGACUGGAGGUUUGUUCGUCAUCCAAUUUGCAUUUGCAAGGCGUUUUUUUACUCUAGGCAGCCUGGAGGCCUCGGGGCCUCUGCGGGAUGGCUGCAUAAUACGUGUACAUGAUGGGCACCGGAGAAAUGCAUACAGUACAGGACUUUCUGGCCCAAGGAAGGGGGGAGAUAACAAAGGAAGAGGCUGGUCCUUCUUUUACGGAGAGGCGUGGGAUGACGCACAUUACGAAUACGAGAGAUACCUUUUUGUUUGUUGUUCACAAGCAUCAUCUUUUGCAUGCCCCUGUUAGAGGGCUUAGAUGUACCCAGUCUUUUUUUUUCAGCGGCUGAUUUUUUUUGUUCCGGGUUUGCUUUCACCGUAUACAAUUAGGCUUGAAGUUGGACUUGGAAAUCUACAUAUAUAAUAAUAUAUACUCG